CCUUCACUGUCACAUCUGACAGUAGUUUGUUGUUGAUUGUCAGAUGGUGUCGUUGAGAUCAAUGACUAAUAAAUAAAUAAGUAAAGUGUGGAGUGUUUCUGAGCAACAAUGUCCCUCUACCCGAGCCUGGAGGAUAUGAAGACCGACCAGAUGGGCUGCGCCCCAUUUCCAGGGCUGCCAACGCAGGCGAGCCCAGUGCUGGGGACGGUGUACCCCGCCCUGGAGCCCUACAUGGGGCUGGAGCUGAGCGAGGAAGUGAUCCGCCUCAACAUGCCCGAGUACAGGCUGGCCCCGAGCGGGGGCAGCGCCAUGGUGGCCCCCCUGAGCGGCCAGUCGUUGGGCCUCCAAAAGGCCCAGGUGACUAACGCGGUGCGCCAAGUCGUCCUGUGCAAGGACAAGGACAACAAGAUCGGGCUGCGCCUCAAGGAGGUGAACAAGGGCAUUUUCGUGGCCCUGGUGGUCAGCCAGUCGCCCGCAGCCUUGGCAGGGCUGCGCUUCGGCGACCAGAUCCUUCAGAUCAAUGGCAUCAACAUGGCCGGGUUCUCCAUGGAAAAGGCCCACGAUCUGCUGAAGAAGAGCGCGCCCGAGGCCAUCGCGAUGGCGAUCAGAGACCGACCCUUUGAGCGCGCCAUCACUCUCCAUAAGGACAGCACCGGCUGCUUGGGCUUCCAGUUCAAGGAUCAGAGGAUCAGCGCGCUGGUUAAGGACUCAUCGGCCGCCCGCAAUGGGGUUCUGAUCGAUCAUCAGCUGCUGGAGGUGGACGGCCAGAACGUGAUCGGCCUGAGCGACAAACAGAUCAGGGACAUUAUUCAGCAGGCUGGCAACGUGGUCACCAUCACGGUGAUGCCCCGCUUCAUCUACCAGCACAUGGUCAAGAAGAUGGCGGGAUCGCUGAUCAAGGGCCUGAUGGACCAUUCCCUGUGAUCAGGCCUCCAUCGCACUCUUAUCUGGUGCCAUACUUUUAUCUCUUCCUAUCGUGUAAUCGCAUUUAUUUUGUAUCGCCGCUGGGCACUUUAGUGCACUAUGUUAUUAUCAAUAAAUACUUGAUUUUAA
Messenger RNA from Dendroctonus ponderosae (mountain pine beetle), 1053 nucleotides. RefSeq names its product syntenin-1. Gene Ontology annotation, molecular function: protein binding. The record is from RefSeq and is a predicted model, not a curated record. The coding region runs from base 109 to 924 and encodes 271 amino acids. NCBI's taxonomy places the organism in Eukaryota, Metazoa, Arthropoda, Insecta, Coleoptera, Curculionidae. The transcript is spliced from 3 exons. Gene Ontology annotation, cellular component: plasma membrane; cytoplasm.